This is a messenger RNA of Arvicola amphibius (Eurasian water vole), 1290 nucleotides long. It is a transcript of the gene Pou2f3, whose product is annotated as POU class 2 homeobox 3. Bases 1 to 1290 code for a protein of 429 amino acids. NCBI's taxonomy places the organism in Eukaryota, Metazoa, Chordata, Mammalia, Rodentia, Cricetidae. The transcript has 13 exons. The record is from RefSeq and is a predicted model, not a curated record. Gene Ontology annotation, molecular function: DNA-binding transcription factor activity, RNA polymerase II-specific; RNA polymerase II cis-regulatory region sequence-specific DNA binding. Gene Ontology annotation, biological process: regulation of transcription by RNA polymerase II. Gene Ontology annotation, cellular component: nucleus.
AUGGUGAAUCUGGAGCCCAUGCACACAGAGAUCAAGAUGAGUGGGGAUGUUGCAGAUUCAACGGAUGCCCACAACACCUUCAGCCAGGUGGAGUCAGGAAAUGAUCGAAAUGGCCUAGAUUUCAACCGACAGAUUAAGACAGAGGAUCUGGGUGACUCUCUACAGCAGACCCUUUCCCACAGGCCAUGCCACCUGAGCCAAGGGCCUACCAUGAUGCCUGGAAACCAAAUGUCUGGGGACAUGGCUUCUCUCCAUCCACUCCAGCAGCUUGUGCUAGUCCCUGGCCACUUACAGUCUGUAUCCCAGUUUCUGCUUUCCCAGACCCCACCUGGACAGCAAGGUCUGCAGCCGAAUCUUCUCUCCUUUCCACAGCAACAAAGCACUCUACUCCUCCCACAGACAGGGCCUGGCCUCGCCUCCCAGGCAGUUGGGCGCCCUGGGUUAUCGGGAUCCUCUUUAGAGCCCCACCUGGAAGCCCCUCAGCAUCUACCAGUGCCCAAACAUCUACCUGGCCCUGGAGGGACUGAUGAGCCCAGUGACCUGGAGGAGCUGGAGAAGUUCGCCAAGACCUUCAAGCAGAGGCGCAUUAAGCUGGGCUUCACACAGGGAGAUGUGGGACUGGCCAUGGGAAAGCUGUACGGUAACGACUUCAGCCAGACGACCAUCUCACGGUUCGAGGCCCUCAACCUGAGCUUCAAGAACAUGUGUAAACUCAAGCCACUGCUGGAGAAGUGGCUGAAUGAUGCAGAGUCCUCCCCAUCAGACCCUUCGGCAAACACACCCAGCUCCUACCCUACUCUCAGCGAAGUGUUUGGCAGGAAGAGGAAGAAACGGACCAGCAUCGAGACCAACAUCCGCCUGACACUCGAGAAGCGAUUUCAAGACAACCCUAAACCCAGCUCAGAAGAGAUUUCCAUGAUCGCAGAGCAAUUGUCCAUGGAGAAGGAGGUGGUCAGGGUCUGGUUCUGCAAUCGACGGCAAAAGGAGAAGCGAAUCAACUGCCCUGUGGCCACACCCAUCAAGCCUCCCAUCUACAGCUCCCGGCUGGUUUCUCCGUCAGGAUCUCUGGGUGCCCUCUCCGUCCCUCCUGUCCAUAGUACCAUGCCUGGAACAGUAACGUCAUCCUGUUCCCCUGGGAACAACAGCAGGCCUUCGUCUCCUGGCUCAGGACUCCAUGCCAGCAGCCCCACAGCAUCUCAAAAUAACUCCAAAGCAGCAAUGAACUCCUCCUCCGGCUUUAACUCCUCGGGACCGUGGUACCGUUGGAAUCAUCCCACCUACCUCCACUGA